Molecule: messenger RNA, 1176 nt
Organism: Spinacia oleracea (spinach)
Lineage: Eukaryota; Viridiplantae; Streptophyta; Magnoliopsida; Caryophyllales; Amaranthaceae
Exons: 1
Coding region: 1-1176 (391 amino acids)
Molecular function (GO): protein binding
Source: RefSeq, a predicted model, not a curated record
AUGAAUUCAUCAUCAUACUAUCAUUCACUUGUUUCACCAAGGCAGCAUCAUCAUCAUCCCAAAAUACAAAUAAAAAUACCCACUGAUAGUCACAGAUUUAUGUUCAUGUCCGACACUGCAUGUAGAUCUGAUACUGAUAAUGAUGAAUUAUCAAUGGAAGAAGUUGCUUGUGGAUGUGAUACUGAUAAUGAUGAAUUAGCAAUGGAAGAAGUUGAUUGUGGAUCUGAUACUGAUAAUGAUGAAUUUACAAUUGAAGAAGAAGUUGGUUCUGGGGUUGAAUUUGAAAAGUUAUUGUCGUUGUUUACUAAUAAUUCUGUUUCUGUAGAUUCAAUCCUUGAAUCCCGUGAUAAUUGGGAUGUGCUUCUUAAUAUUGAUUUUUUUUGUCGGAUGAUCACACACCCACCUGAAGAGCUUUCUUACUUUGAUCAGUUUAAGUAUUUCGAAUGGGCUCUUUCUAGAGAUGAUUUCGAGAUGAGUGAUUUAUUGUUAGAUGGCAUUACCUAUAUUUUAACAAGACCUGUUUUAACAAGACCAGAACCGUGCAUGGCGUGGCUCUGUGAAUCUGAUAAACGAUGGUUGAAUCUCUCAUGGAAUCUUGUUAAAAGCAACAUUUAUACUUUGGGCGGUGUUGUUGCUAAAUUGCGCAACAAAUUGAUUGAAAACCUCGGCGAGGACAAGAGCAACAGGUACGGUAUUGUUACUACUAGAAUCCUCAACAAAUUGAUAAACGCAUUUGGAUAUUAUGGAGAUGACAAGUCUGGAAUUGAGAUACUUAACAAGUUUCCGGAUUUUCGGUGUUGCCCAGAUUUGAAUACCUAUUCAAAUGUUGUAUUUUGUGCGGGGGGAUGCAAAUCUGAAGCCUGGGAAUUUCAAGUUUGCCAGAAAAUGGUUGAGUGUUUACAGGACGGAAUCGAAAGGGACAGUGUUGAUGAUGAUAGUGUGUCUUGGAUAAUAGACCUGUACUGCAAAUUGGAUAAGCCUAAACUGGCUUAUGCAAUUUAUGUAGCUGCUAAAGAGAAAACUCCUCCAGAGUCUUUCAAUCAACUGAUACAUUGUCUGUCAAAGCACGAUGAAACUUUACGCUUAGCUGAUGAUAUGCUAGCUGAAUUAUCAUCCUGUGAAGCUCGUGAAAACGCAACUUCUGCCUUCUCAUCUGUCAUUAUUGAGAAAAGGUGA